Chiloscyllium plagiosum (whitespotted bambooshark) is the source of this 1258-nucleotide messenger RNA. It is a transcript of the gene pdlim2, whose product is annotated as PDZ and LIM domain 2 (mystique). The record is from RefSeq and is a predicted model, not a curated record. Gene Ontology annotation, biological process: heart development; actin cytoskeleton organization; muscle structure development. Lineage: Eukaryota; Metazoa; Chordata; Chondrichthyes; Orectolobiformes; Hemiscylliidae. Gene Ontology annotation, cellular component: Z disc; adherens junction; stress fiber. Gene Ontology annotation, molecular function: actin binding; muscle alpha-actinin binding.
UAAGGGGCGGGCGCCCGUCUGGAUAGUUUGCAGACGCGCAGCGAGAUGUCUCGGACGGUGAAACUGUGUGGCCCCGGACCCUGGGGAUUCCGUAUUACCGGCGGCAGAGACUUUCACAAGAAAAUCACCGUCUCCAAGGUCACUAGUGGGAGCAAAGCAGACUUAGUGGAUCUCCGGCUGGGAGACCUGAUCACGAGCAUCAAUGGGACUGAAACCUCUGACAUGCUCAACAUGGAGGCUCAGAACCGGAUCAGAAUGUGUGAAGGGGAUCUCAUCCUCGACAUUGAGAGGCCAGAGGCAGGUUCCCCUGGACCCCUUGAUGGAUCUCCCACAAACACUUUCCUUGCACAGAGAUUCGAGAGUGUCCUACACACGGACAAGGAUGAGAAUACGAACCUUGUCAAGAGAAGGUGGAGUGCAAGCAACAGUCCACGAUCCCCAAACCUCACAUCUGUCCGAUCCCUCUCUCCUGCACCUGAUCAGAAAUCCAUCUCUCCCAAUACUAACAUGAGGACUGUAUCCCCAGCUUGGAGCUCAGAAGAGAAGGAGGAGACAGCAUUUCGGGGAAAUAUGGUGCCGAAGGGAUUCCAAGCAGGGAUUCAGGUCCGCAGGAGCCUCUCUCCUGUCUCCAGUUCCUACUCUGUGCCCAGAGUGAGCCACUCCACAGACUCGAGUCCCUCGGAGGUAAGGCAUAGGACUGAAAGAUCACACUCUCCCAGCUCUGCCGCUCUGAGCAACAGGGUCCCAGAUCGGCGUUCCUCAAAUCAUAUCGACAAAGACUCGGAGGUUUAUAAGAUGAUCCAGGAGAACCGAGCUGCAAAGGAACCUCCUCGACAAUCCAAUCGUUUCCGUCAGCUUCAGGAGGCACUGGAUGCAGACCAGGACGGAGCAGUAGUUCAGUUCCCGGGAAGAUUCUCUCCCUCCGCCCCAAACACACCAGUGCCCAAAUAUCGUGUGUGUGAGAAAUGUGGAUCAAGCAUUACGACGGAGGUGGUGAAGAUUCGAGACGGCUGUUACCGGCACCAGCAGUGCUACGCCUGCACUGACUGUGGCCUGAACCUCAGCAUGAGAGGCCAUUUCUGGUUUCAAGAUCAGAUGUACUGUGAGAAACAUGCUCAGAAACGGUUCCAGGAAGCAGAGGGGAGCUCAUGAGCUGGUCAGAUGCAAGACUGACCUCUGAAACCCUCCAGACAGCCAGUGUGGAUCCCCUUUGUCAAAUACCUGCUUAUUUGAUUGAUUUAAUAAAGGAAUGAUGGCA